This is a messenger RNA of Cyclopterus lumpus (lumpfish), 4374 nucleotides long. It is a transcript of the gene tefb, whose product is annotated as TEF transcription factor, PAR bZIP family member b. Lineage: Eukaryota; Metazoa; Chordata; Actinopteri; Perciformes; Cyclopteridae. Gene Ontology annotation, biological process: regulation of transcription by RNA polymerase II. Gene Ontology annotation, cellular component: nucleus. Bases 400 to 1932 code for a protein of 510 amino acids. The transcript is spliced from 6 exons. The record is from RefSeq and is a predicted model, not a curated record. Gene Ontology annotation, molecular function: DNA-binding transcription factor activity, RNA polymerase II-specific; RNA polymerase II cis-regulatory region sequence-specific DNA binding.
CAGUCUGUAUAGGUAAUUGAUCUUCAUGUGGACAAUUGGCGGCCAAUGAGAAGUCCUGGACUACAAUACAGGCCCUGUGUGCAAUCAUUGCCCCUCAUCAACAUGGACGGCACUGACAGCCAAUCAGCUUCUAGUAUUCUACGAGAGGGCGGAGCGCUUGGCUCAUGAAUAUCCAACAAGCGCGCUCGGUGGGGACGGAGAACAAGGGGCUUGUUUAGUGUUGUGUUUUCUUUUUGGGCAUCCUAAACGCGUUGACAAUAGCCCUGGACGCAGCACUGGCGUGGUAGAAAGUGACCAUCUGCGUUCCGUUCCGUUUGUUGCUGUCGCUUCCCGGUGAAGGAGGCAGACCCCGGUACGGUCCAGGACACGCUCUGGUCUGAUCGGAGUUGAGCAGGGACCAUGUCUGGCAAAGCCGCGGCGACAGUGGCGCUUCAGCCCGGCGAUAAGGUCGAUCCCACGGCUCCGCAGAAGUCCUUUCCUUUUGUUUUGAAGAAAAUCAUGGACAUCCCCCCUCCAAACAUCCUGGAGGAAGGAGACGACGGUAAGAACGAAACGGCAAAAGAAAUCGAGAAAGAGAAGCUGUGCUCCUCUGAGCAUGGGGAGGGGGGCGGGGCUGGAGCAGCCAGUGCUGGUGCAGGUUCAAGAGGAGGAGGAGGAGGUGGUGGAGGGGUAUCAGCCUCCUUAACCCCAGCCAUUUGGGACAAGACCAUUCCCUACGAUGGGGAGACCUUCCACUUGGAGUACAUGGACCUGGAUGAGUUCCUCCUGGAGAAUGGGAUCCCUGUGACCCUGGAGGAGGAGGAGCUACAGAAGACUCUGGCCUCAGCGGGAUUCAAAGGCAAAUUUUUCCCCAAGGUUACUCCUAUAGUGUCUACAACUACUAUUACUACUACUGCUGAUGCUGCUGUCACCCCUGACCACGCCUUAGCAUCACCUCCGUCAAUCCCUGCCACCUCUAUGGUCACCUCUGAUCCAGAGGAAGCGGUGACAGUCACUACGUUACAACCAGCUAAGCUAGAGGAGGAGGAGGAGGAGGAAAAUGAUGAUGAUGAUGAAGAGGAAGAUGAUGAAGAAGAAGAAGAAGAAAAGGAAUCUUUGUCUGUGGAGGCAACAGCAGAAGUGGAAGAGAAGAAAACAGAUCGUAACACUCCCUCCCCCAUAGACCCAGAAGCCAUCGAGGUGGACAUUAACUUCCAGCCGGAUCCCACAGACCUGGUCCUGUCCAGUGUGCCGGGGGGAGAGCUGUUCAACCCGCGCAAACACAAGUUCUCUGACGAGGAGCUGAAACCGCAGCCUAUGAUCAAGAAAGCCAAGAAGGUGUUUGUUCCUGAUGAGCAGAAGGAUGACAAGUACUGGUCCAGGAGAAAGAAGAACAACGUGGCAGCAAAGCGGUCUCGGGACGCACGGCGGCUGAAGGAGAACCAGAUUACGGUGCGCGCCUCCUUCCUGGAGCGGGAGAACGCAGCGCUGCGUCAGCAAGUGGCCGAGAUGCGGAAGGACUGUGGUCGCUGCAAGAACGUCCUGUCCCGAUACGAGGCGAAAUUUCAACUCGGACACAAACCACCAAGGGAGUCUAAAUUUGCACUGUUGUCUUCACUGACCUCCAGCAGCCGUGUCGAGCUCCGCUGUUGUUUCCAACGCGAUACUGGAGUUUUUGAUGCACACUGGCAGGCAGUGAGGCAUGAUGGGAGGGUGGUCCCAGGAAGGCCUGUGGAGAGCGCCUGGCUCCUACACUCGGGAGAGAAGGGGACGAUUGUGGACACUCCCCGUGGUCAAACGCAUGGAAAGUCUGUACUCAAAGGGAGCUGGUUAACUCACGGCAGGGCGGGAGAGGAACUGAUGAAGGCACGAGAAAGGAGCAGAAGGCAGAUUCACACUGGUACUUCCAGCUCGCCGGGGAAUAUAAGCGAAGCCCUUUGGCCGGCAGAGUAGAGAAGGUCAAGCGUCUGUUAGCGGUGAGGUUCAGUCACAGUUCUUCUGUCUUGUGACCCACACGCACGCACACAUAAAACAAACCCGCUUGUACAUAUAGUCACCUCCCUGCAACGCAGAGAUCCGUGCGUGUAUCGGCUUGUAAUCCAUUCUUGCACUUUUUACAGUGGCUCAUAGUGGUGGCAGGCAUCUUUCUUAUUUACCUCCACCAUGGGAGACAGAGUAGCUUUUAAAGGGGGGAAAACAUGCAUGACCUUCAAUUUAAAGCUACUGUGAUCUAGUUUCCUUUUCUAAUAACCUCAGAUCAGCUUCCAGAGCCUCACACAAGAUUCUUUUUUUAUUACAGAAGAAAGACUUUGGGUUUCCUUUAGAAGAUGACUAUAUUUUACAAAUGAAGACAGAUGUAGUUUUUCUUUUUUCGUAGGUUACUUCGGAAAGGCAGUUGUCCGAUGAUCUCCAGCGCCCUCACUGGUGGAGGGGUAUGUUGAUGCGAAGGGAUGUUUAUUUUACUGCGCACUGCAGAUAGAGGGCGCUAGAGCUACUGCCUGCCUACUCAUGGCGGGAUGGCUGGAUUGAUUUAAAAGAAAGGAAAAAAGAUUUAGCCAGUCCCACAGUUGACUGCUUCUAAACCUUGUAAAUAAAUGAUUGUCUCAUGGUCUUUAUUUCCCUAGACAGGAAUUCUGACUGUGUCUUUAUUAACCUAAUAUUAUUCCUCAUAUUUGCCAAAUAGUCUGAGUGCUGUAUUUAUUCUGAUGGUAAUAACGCAUCUGUUGAUUGUGAUGUACAACAAUAUGUUGGAUAAUUCUUUUUCCUUCGAGGAACAAUACUUCUAAUGAAACCAAUGCAGGGAAAUCAAUGGGUAAACUGUGUUUUUGGAUGUUUGUUUAAAAAAAAUAUUCAUAUCGUUUUAUCGGAUCGCCCCCCUCUAUAUACGUACAGCAUGUGUUUGAACACACAAAGAACAAGGCACACUCUUGUUUACCUCAUUCAGCACUUCCUAUUUUGAAUGGUGAAAAGUUUAGCAGGGCUACACAAUGGCAGAAGUUGAAGCAGAAAGCACAUACAAAAGCAGCUUAGUUCCAUUUGGCAAAACCUUGAGUUUUCUUCUUUUGCUAAACUGAGUCUGUGUCUAAGUUAGUAAAUAAACGACAGACUGUUAUGGGACUUCAUGUCUCAAGUGUCUUUGGCUGAUCGGUCGACUUGUGCUCAUAAUCGCAGUAAAUCUCGGAAAGUAAAUAAGUGUGGCAAUAAUACUCUGUUAUGUAAUGCUCGUUUUAUUUCCUUGAUGUCUGUAAAAUUGUUAUGAUGUACUAAAUAGAAAUGCCCCAAAGUCGUUUGUGCUUCCAGUUCAGAUCCUCCGUUGUCUAGGAUCCUUAUGCAUGAAACCCAGUAAACUUGUCUGUUCUUUUCUUGAAUAUUUUUACACCAAGUGUACUUAUGUCUGCGAACUAUUACUGAAAACUCUAUAUGUUUUUGGAUGGGUAGGUUGAUGGUCUCUUGUACAGCUCUGUCAAAAGAAAAAGCGUAACAUCUUUGCUAUAACGUUAUGUGUUUAUGACUUGUUAGCAUAAUAGUGCCAUCCAUCGUUGUGCAGCCAGUGCUUGACCUUGGGGCGAACAUCAGCUUAAGACAGCAUCUUUUAAUCACUGUGUGGAUUGUUGUUUAUUUACUGAGGAUCUAUAUCUAGAUGCAUCAGUUUGUGUUUUUCUCGAUAGAUUCUGUGUUUGUUCCAGUUUCCUGGGAGGCAUUUCUUCGCAAUGUGUUUUACGUUGCAUUGACAUUCAAACUAGGCUUUGGCUACAUUAUGCUGUUUAUACAUCAAUUUGGUUGAUGAAUGCAAACUUUUAGUUGUUUUUUAACUAAAUUCAAAUGUACUGCACCGAGCCGACUAAAAGUACUGCUCAAGAGAGUCUUUUAGAAGACAAGUCAAGCUCGUUUCACCUUUUUCGUUUCGAAAUUGAGCAUUUAAGUGUAAAUAAACAACAGAUAUGUCUUAAACUAUCAUGAAAUCGGAUUUCAGGUGACAGACGUCAAAUACAAAAAGUAUUUGAAUUGUUGGAAUACCUUUCCAGCAGGUGGCCCAAGUGCCCUUGCUUUCUUCGCAUGUAGGUGGUGCAAAUUAGCAUCUACAUCUGUAAGGUCGAAACUGCCAUUUCCACUUCCGGCCUGAAACUGUUGCCAAUGGCUUUGGGGGCUGCGCAUCAAUGACAGUGUCCUUGUCUGCUAUUCAAAGCUACAAUACUCCGUAAAACUUUUACAGUCUCUUGCGCUUUUAAAAGUAUUUUUGUUUUGUGUUUUGCUUUCUUUUCUCUUUUUAUAUAAACAUGUUUUUGUUUUGGUGUUUUUAAUAUUGUUCUAAACAUAUGUUAGAUACAUGCAACUGCAGUACCACGGUCAAACUGUAUCUUGUAUCAUGCGUUGAAAUAAAUUGGCACUAAAUGA